Messenger RNA from Exophiala spinifera, 795 nucleotides. RefSeq lists its product as uncharacterized. Bases 1 to 795 code for a protein of 264 amino acids. Gene Ontology annotation, molecular function: ubiquitin-specific protease binding; misfolded protein binding. Lineage: Eukaryota; Fungi; Ascomycota; Eurotiomycetes; Chaetothyriales; Herpotrichiellaceae. Gene Ontology annotation, biological process: endoplasmic reticulum unfolded protein response. The record is from RefSeq and is a predicted model, not a curated record. Gene Ontology annotation, cellular component: endoplasmic reticulum membrane; Hrd1p ubiquitin ligase ERAD-L complex. The transcript is spliced from 4 exons.
AUGAGCGGCGGAGGCGUCGACAUCAUGGAUCGAUUCUGGAGCGCCCCUCCGGUGGCUCGGACGAUUGUAGCGGCAAUGUUCGUCGAGUCUGCCCUUGUUCAUAGCGGCCUUGUCAGUGGCCUGCGAGUCAUCUUCUAUUCGCCUUGGAUCUUCAAGUUUCCUCCCGAGUUGUGGCGGCUGCUUUCGUCGUUCCUCCUGACCGGCGGCGGCUUUUCGUUCGUGUUUGAUCUGUAUUUCAUGUUCACCUACGCAUCAGGCCUGGAGCUGAACUCGCCACGAUUUGGGCAGCCUGGUGAUUUCUUCACCUAUGUUGUGUUCGUGGCCUCGGUCAUCUUGGUCAUUGGUGGCAUAAUUCUUAGCUCCAAUAUUUUCACCCAGGCUCUUCUCCUCGCCUUUAUCUACACUUUUGCGCAAGAUAACCGAGGCAAGAAGGCACAUUUCAUCAUCCUGCAAAUCCCCGUUGAGCUUCUCCCUUGGGCGAUGCUCACCUUGACGCUGAUCAUGGGCGGACCCACAGCCGCUCUGCAGCAGGGAGUCGGUGUCCUUGCUGCACACUUGUACGACUUCCUCACGAGACUGUACCCGACCUUCCAAGGUGGUCGGAAUUACAUUCAAACUCCAGGGGCGAUCAAACGCUAUUUUGGGGCUGAUCGAAGUGCUUUCAGUCAUAAAGCGUACGGUACCAGCUUCAGACGGGGCCAAAACAUUCCUCAGCAGCAAAGCAGAGGUUGGACCAGUGGAUUUUCCAAUGGCUGGAGUGGUAGAGGCGCCGGGCGCAGACUGGGUGGUGAUUGA